CACUGGAAAAGCUUAGGAGUUGGUGGAAUAACCUCGAACUGCUCAAGUUCAGUUCUAGGCCUCUAAAGCUUAGCGCUGCUUGUCGCAGCUGUAUUCGAAGCAGAUUUCUAGAGGACAUUGUGCUUUUGCUGCAUACACUGUGCUGGACCGGACGAGAUGAUCUUCUCAGACUGCUGCUCGAUACAGUUCCUCGACUGAAUGUAAACGCAAAAUUGCCGAGAAGUUUGUCUGUGGAGAGGAGCCCGACACGUACAAACACGAAAUCGAUCAUCCUCAUUAUGGGUCGCUUUGAAGCGUCUGACAAACGUGGCAUAACACCCUUGCACGUGGCGACGGCGACACGAAAUAAACAAUGCGUCUACGUCCUACUUAGACACGGCGCUAAGAUCAACGCGCUGGGAAGUUUUGAUGAGUCACCACUUCAUGUUGCUUGUGCUGUGGGUGAUGAGCAACUCACAGAGAUGAUGCUACGUCUCGGUGCAGAAGUGAAUAUGAAGACUUACACUGAAGACACGCCUCUGCACGUAGCACUAUUGAACGGUCAAGGAAAUUGUGUUGACAUACUACUGAAAUAUGGUGCUGAUCCCAACACACCUUCUAAUUGCAAAGUGAUUCCUUUGUCACCAGGAAAAAUUAUGCGGUUGUACUACAAGCCGAGAAGGGGGUUUGGUGAUCGACCUCUUCAUUAUGCCGUUUCCUUGCCAAGUGUUGGUGUUGUUCGAAGCUUGAUCGCCGCUCAUGCUGAUGUUAAUUUAGAAGGAUUUGGUGGUCGGGGUGUAUUUUCUACUGCAGUUGCUUCUGGUAGUAUUGAAUUGGUAGAGGGUCUCGUCGCAGCAGGCUGUGAAGUCAAUGUGCCUGACAAAUCAGGAGUUGUUCCACUGAAUAUAGCUAUAGGGUUGCGUGAUGUCCAUAUGGUGAAGUGGCUGCUAGAACAUGAAUUUGACCCAAACACACAGAUCUCAGAUAAAACAUCCAUUGCCAUGGCAAUAGACGAUAUGACUUGUCCGGUAGAAAUCAUCAAACUACUUCUUGAUUAUGGUGCCAAAGUAAAUUUGCAAGGUGGCAGGUGGCUCUAUGGAAGCCAACUGUCUCUUCUGCACAUCGCAAGUUAUCGUCUGCGUGCUGAUGUUGUUUCUCUUCUUAUUUCUCGUGGAGCACUCGUGAAUGUACAGUCUACAGAAAACAAGACUCCACUUAUGAUUACCCCUAUUGACUUUCAUGGUGGCUCUAGAAUGUUAUCAUCAGUGAUUAUAAUUCGUCUUUUGAGUCAUGUACCAGGGAUUGACCUAGAGACAAGAAAUAAUGCUGGCAGUACAAUAUUACACAUUUGUGCUCAAGCUGAAAAGCCAAUUGAUUUUGUUAGAAUCUUGCUAGAAGCAGGAGCCGAUCCUACAGCCUUGAAUAAUGAUGGAAAUUCUCCAGCUGACAUCGCCAGCGUCAAGGAGGUGACUGAGAUGAUUCAAUCAUAUGUUGGUAAAGUGAGGUCUUUGCAGAUUCAGUGCAAAGUCGCUCUCCUUCGAUCAUUUGGCCCCGGUCGUUUACACUUUGCUCCACUUCCUACAGGAUUAAAGGAGUUUUUGCUGGAUGGAUUCUCUGAUUGGCUUUCUGAUUGACGUCACUUCAAGCAUACAUAAAUACUUUGUCAUUAAUUAAGACAUUGUCUUCAUUGGAUAUUUGAAAGAUAACAGACUAACAUACAUGGGUAAUAAAGACAGUAUAUGUAGGGUGUUUGUCAUCAAUCAAUUGCAAGUAAUCAAAUUGGUUAACGAUUACUGAACUUUGAACCUUCACACUUU
This is a messenger RNA of Corticium candelabrum, 1796 nucleotides long. Its product is annotated as ankyrin repeat, PH and SEC7 domain containing protein secG-like. The record is from RefSeq and is a predicted model, not a curated record. Gene Ontology annotation, molecular function: protein binding. Lineage: Eukaryota; Metazoa; Porifera; Homoscleromorpha; Homosclerophorida; Plakinidae. The coding region runs from base 279 to 1613 and encodes 444 amino acids. The transcript has 2 exons.